AUGGUAGUUCAAAAAUCAGGUAGAGGGCGUAAGAUGAGAGCUGCCCCAGCUAAGCAUGUCCCAAAUAAUGCUGGCAGCAGUAAGCAAAUAGAACAACAUAAAAUUGUUAAUGUGGAUGGAGGGAGUGGUGAGAUGAUGGCCACAGAUUGUCACUCGGGUGAUAUAGUUCUUGAUUCUGCUGCUGACAAGGAAGUGGGAAGUCUGAAUAUUCAAGGAAGUUCUGGGAACAUUGAGAGGAAAUCUAGGAGUCCUAAUCCCAGCCCGCGGGUUUCUGGCCCUAAGAAGCAGAAAAAAUGGGGAAUUAAAGCUGGAACUCAUAGAGGUUUAUCUGUGAGCUCUGGUGGGAUUCAUAAAGGAAAGCAGAAUACCAAAGUCGGUGCGAGUAGAGUGCAAGACUCAGAAAAUCUGAUUCCUAUCUCUCAGAGUAUGGGAAGCCAGAAGAUGGCUAAUAGGAUUAAAGUCUUCAAAAGUGGAGUCCUUCAGCCGUCCCAGAAUCCUAAUAUUCUGGGCAGUGGGAGAGUGAAGGCAGAGGCAACUCUGAAUAAUAUGAAGUCUGGUACUAUGCCUCACUAUUUGGAGGAUAGAAGUAUGGAGUUAGUCACAUUUGUGUAUGGGAGCCCAAGGAGAUGUGAGAGAGAGAUUCUUUGGGAAAAUUUGGAGGAGUUGGCUGCUUCUGUGAAUUCUCCUUGGAUUAUUCUUGGGGACUUCAAUUCUGUGCUGAAGCAAUGUGAGAAGGUUGGAGGUAUGGAUGUAUGCUGGAGGAGUAUUAUGGAGAUGCAGGACUGCCUUGAUUUGUGUGGGGUUUCUGACAUAGGAUUUAAGGGUCCUAGUUUUACUUGGAAGAAGGGCAACCUACAAGAAAGACUUGAUAGAGCUUGUGCUAAUGAGGAGUGGAAUAUGGCUUGGCCCAAUAGAUUUCUUGGGCAUUUACCAUUUUUCAAUUCUGAUCAUAGACCUAUUUUGGUUAGUAAUUACCAAUCUAGCCGUGAGCUGAAUGGGGUGAAGCAAUUCAAGUUCCUAGCUGCCUGGUUGACUGAUCCAGAUUUUGGUAAUAUUGUCAAACGGUGUUGGGAGGAAAAAGGGGAUUGGAAUGAAGCUAGGAAAGAGUUUGAGGUUGAAGCUUCCAAUUGGCAUCAUUUUGUGUUUAGAGAGGUAUUGAGACAGAAACACAGACUGUAUGCUAGAAUCCAGGGUCUGGAUUGGGAGCUGGAGUAUAGAUAUGAUAGGGAGCUUGCAAGACUGCAGGGUGAGCUAUGGAAGGAAUUGGAGACUAUAUUGCUGAGAGAAGAAGUGUCCUGGUUUCAAAGAUCUCAGGUCUCUUGGCUGAAAUUUGGUGAUAAAAAUACCAAAUUCUUCCAUUCAACUACCAUUGCUAGAAGAAGAAGUAAUAAAGUGCUUGCCAUCAAGAAUGAGAGGGGAGAGUGGACUGCUGAUUCUUCUGAGCUUGUGGAAACUGUUGUGGGUUAUUUCUGGUUGAGGAGGGGGAUAAUGAGAUGUUCCUUAUCAAGGGUGCUUUCCCUAGGUUGGAGGCUUUUGAGAUGA
This is a messenger RNA of Gastrolobium bilobum, 1542 nucleotides long. RefSeq lists its product as uncharacterized. NCBI's taxonomy places the organism in Eukaryota, Viridiplantae, Streptophyta, Magnoliopsida, Fabales, Fabaceae. The record is from RefSeq and is a predicted model, not a curated record. Bases 1 to 1542 code for a protein of 513 amino acids. The transcript has a single exon.